AUGAUCCAGCCCCAAUGUGUAACCUACGGGACUCUUGGGAAUCUGAAUGGGAAUCAAGAUCUCUCCCUGGCGACGUCUCCAAGCUUAAUACCAAGACACGACCUGCUGGCUUUGAGGAACCCCGUCGCGUCUGUGUCUCACGCAGUGGAGCGAGGCAGUCCCAGCAAGUCCCAACUAUACCUGGAUGAAGUACUGGACUCUGUAAUUCAAAAUGGCGGCACAAGGGCCAAGAGCAGAGAGGGGGUGAAUCUGGCUGAAGUCAUGUUUUACUGCAUGAAAAACACUCCGGAUGGAAUACAUACAAUAAAUGGGGCAACCGGUGAAAAAUUCACCAACGGUCAAAUCCUCAAGCGCGCCGUCUCUAUCGCUCGCGCCUUGAAAAGCGGUCGUACGACAGAGACGGUGAUAUUAAUGCUACGGAACACUGAGCAUAUGUCUGCGCUGUUCUACGCUGUGCUUUUUGCUGGCGUGGUCCCUUUUAUGAUGGAGCCGCGAUCUACUGAAUAUGAAAUCCAGCAGUUCCUCCCCCUGGUAUCCCCCCACAUCAUCUUCUGCGAGCCUGAUCGUGUCGAUGUCGCCACAAAAGCGGUGGAAGGAACUGACAUCAGAGUCCUGGUUGCCGACGGUUCACCGUUAGACAAAUUCACGCUGGGGUGUAGUAACGAUAUUGACAGUUUUCAGUUACCAGAAGUGCGACCGGACAGCACAGCCGUAAUUCAGCCCACCAGCGGUUCCACGGGUACACCGAAGGCUGCCAUGCUAACUCAUGAAGGCAUAAUCAUGCAGAUACCGAACCUUUGGCUCCACCACACCCAGUUCCCUCGCCCGACUGGUAUGGGGCUCCUCGUGUCUACAUGCCAGUGGCUGACCCACACCAUCACCAUGACCAGCUUCCCCGUAUACCAGAUCCCGAUCCUGAUCACUCCGUUGAAGAUCUCCGCAGAGUACAUCGCGGAAUUGGCGGGGAAAUACCGAGCAACUUGGACCCUAAUCGGACCAUCACUAGCAACUCCACUAGGACACUUAGCCACACCAGACCAGCUGUCUUCAUUCGACAGGUUCUACGUCGGAGGCUCGACUUUUUCGCCUGAUAUGGUUGCCCCCCUCAAGGAAAAACUGCCAGCACCAGGUUGUCUACUAAACGGGUACGGAAUGACGGAGGCACACGGACUCGUAGCAGCAGGUCCCCUGGGCACCCCACUCAACUGCGUAGGGCAAAUAAGUAAUAUCCUCGAUUACAGGUUAAUCAACGAAAAAGGUGAAAUAGUGAAAGCGCCUUAUGAAAAAGGAGAAUUGUAUCUAAAGGGCAAAUGUCUCCUGAAAGGUUACCUAAACAACGAGGCAGCUUAUCGCGAGAGCGUCACUCCAGACGGAUGGCUGAAGACGGGAGACGUUUUCUACAGGGAUGAGGAGGAAAGGUUAUUUUUCGUCAACAGAACUAAGCUGAGCUUCAAAUACUUGAACCACCAUGUUUAUCCUGAAGAAAUCGAGCGCGUCAUAGGCAGUAUACCAGGAGUCCAGCAAUGCGUGGUGGUUGGCGCAGACGCUGGGCCUGCUGCUGCUGUGGUUCUACAAGAAGGGUGCGGUGUUACAAGAGAGGAUAUACAACACGCAGUCAACUGUGAGUGACACAGAUUUAUAGUCAUAGGCAGUAUACCAGGAGUCCAGCGAUGCGUGGUGGUUGGUGCAGACGCUGGGCCUGCCGCUGCUGUGGUUCUACAAGAAGGGUGCGGUGUUACAAGAGAGGAUAUACAACACGCAGUCAACUCUACUCUAAGCGACUACAAGCACCUGCGCGGGGGCAUCGCGCUCGUGACGUCACUGCCCACCACUCACACUGGCAAGGUCCACCGCGCCAACUGCCUCCAGCUGAUCCAAGAACUCAUCGGCAGGGGGGAAUGCUUCUAGAAACUUCCAGAAGCCGAAGCUAGAUUAUCAUUAAUUGC
Messenger RNA from Cydia amplana, 1946 nucleotides. RefSeq lists its product as uncharacterized. Gene Ontology annotation, molecular function: long-chain fatty acid-CoA ligase activity. Gene Ontology annotation, biological process: fatty-acyl-CoA biosynthetic process; long-chain fatty acid metabolic process. The record is from RefSeq and is a predicted model, not a curated record. The transcript is spliced from 12 exons. NCBI's taxonomy places the organism in Eukaryota, Metazoa, Arthropoda, Insecta, Lepidoptera, Tortricidae.